Messenger RNA from Candidozyma auris, 873 nucleotides. RefSeq lists its product as uncharacterized. Gene Ontology annotation, molecular function: protein kinase binding. The transcript has a single exon. The record is from RefSeq and is a predicted model, not a curated record. The coding region runs from base 1 to 873 and encodes 290 amino acids. Gene Ontology annotation, biological process: regulation of cyclin-dependent protein serine/threonine kinase activity. Lineage: Eukaryota; Fungi; Ascomycota; Pichiomycetes; Serinales; Metschnikowiaceae.
AUGAACCAGUACGCUGCGGAUAUUCCGCUCAAGCGGGCGCAGGAGACGUUUGUGGACGCGCCGCGGCUGCUUGACGACGUGGCGCUUGCCGAGUUGGAGUUCGACUUGGCCCACGGCGUCAAGGAUAUCAACGGGCUCCAUGUUUUCCACGCAAUUGCCGUUUUGGAGCAGAUGCUCGAGGAUUUGAUAAUGUUGGGGGAGAAUCCGGCGAAGUUGGCCGAGUUCCGAGCGUUGCAGCUCCAGGAGUACGGUUUUGGCGACGAAUCCAGGGAGAUUGUCGAUUCCAAGGAGAUCGUGGAUUCCACAGAGCCCGAAGUGAAAAAAGCACCGAGGUUUCACGAUGACGAUCUCCCGAGAGCAGACAUCGACGGGGCAGAUGGAAAUUCUGGAAAUUCUGAAAUUCCUCCUGAAAACUCCCCUGAAGCAGCUGACGGCGCCUUUGUGCCCAUAGAACGCCUUGUGGCGACAACUUCGCUUGAAAAAGUGCCCAAUCCCAUCACAACCCAUAGCUUGCUUCGGCUCCGCCGGGAAUUGGCCUUCCACAGAGCGCCGAGCACGCAAACACAGGCUGCUCAUCUUGUUCGAGCCUUCACGUUGGCCAAACCGCCGCCCAUCUCCAUCCGAGAGUUUCUUUUGCGCAUCAACAAGUACAGCCCGUCGGUGUCGGUUUCCGUGUACGUGCACAGCGCCUACUUGCUUUUCAAAUUGAGCGUUUUGCUUGGAGUGGUGACGUUCACCAACCUCAAUGUGUACCGGUUCAUAUUGGCGCUGAUUCGCCUGCUGACAAAGAAAUGUGAGGAUGUUUAUCAGAAACAGAAGAGUUUUGCCAUGGUCGGGGCAUGGCGCUUAAGGAUUUGGGCCGGAUCGAGGUGA